CGCGAGCCUCGGACGCCGCGGGCGGCGCCCAGGUGAGCGGCGCGUGGGCGACCCCUUCUUCCCGUCCCCCUCCUCGCCUCCUUUCGGCAUCCGUUUCCCCUCUCCGGAGCCCAGGCCGCGGCGGGAACUCGGGAUAGAUUUUUACCAUCAUGGAUCGGUUUGGAGAUAUAUCAGAAGGUGAAGUGGACCAUUCUUUCUUUGACAGUGACUUUGAAGAAGCAGAGAAGUGUGAAAGUAGCUUAGUUUUUGAUAAGCAAAAUGAUGACCCUAAAGAGAGAAUAGAUGAAGAUGCAGAAAACUUGAAAUUUGGAAUACAAAGAAAUUAUCUUACUGAGAAAGGAAAUGAAAGAAAAGAGAAAAUUCCUUUGGAAGAACACUCUAAUAAUGAUAAUAUACAAAUCAGAAAUUCUUUAUCACUGGCCACUUCUUCAAGAUCAAAAACACUGUGUGAUGCUGCAGUAGGACAUAAAAUACACUUGCCUGUUCCAAAUAGAAUUCCCAAAAUUGCGAAAGAAGGUGAAGAUGAUUACUAUACAGAUGGAGAGGAGAGCAGUGACGAUGGAAGAAAACAUCAUGUCAGGUCCAAAUCAGCUAAAACAACUAAUAACUUUAAAAAAGGCGCAAGUAAAACGCAUUCCAGAAGUAGUUCGUCUUCCUCCUCUUCCUCGUUGUCCUCCUCGUCUUCAAGUUCAGGUACAGAUUGUUCGGAUGCAGGGUCUGGUAGCUGCACAUCUGAUUCAUCUCCCUCAUUAAAGCAACGUCUAUCUGGUGUAACCCGCUUGUCACCAAAACAGAAGUAUAAACCAGGAAGAAAAUCAACAGGAACACAACCUUCAAGUCGUAACCCAAAAGUCGGGGAAUACCCUGAGGAAUCUGAAGAUACUGUCACAGAUGUAACUCCUCUGUCGACUCCAGACAUCAGCCCUGUUCAGUCUUUUGAACUGGGUGCGUCAAACGAUCAGAAAGUAAAAGUUAAAAGGCAAGAAAACGUGAGUCAAGAAGUAUAUGAAAAUGUUGAGGACUUAAAAAAUAAUUCAAAAUCUUUGAAAUCGGCCAAAAAAGGGAAGGAAAAACAUGAGGCCAGUCUCACCUCCAAGUCUUCAGUGUUAGAGUCCAGUGUAGACCACAGAUAUAAAGAAAAAGUCUUACAUGACACAAUGGACCUGAAUCAUCUUUUGAAAGCUUUUCUGCAAUUAGAUAAAAAAGGACCACAAAAACAUCACUUUGAUCAGCCUUCAGUAGCACCUAGGAAGAACUACUCAUUCACAAGAGAGGAGGUGAGACAGAUUGAUCGGGAAAAUCAGAGGCUUUUGAAAGAACUCUCGAGGCAGGCUGAAAAACCAGGAAGCAAAAGUAUGAUUCCUAGAAGAUCGAUUGGUCAUCCCCCUAAGUUAUAUCAUAGUGCUGUCAACAGACAGAGGGAACAACAAAGGAUUGAAAGAGAAAAUUUGGCUUUAUUGAAAAGGCUUGAGGCUGUGAAGCCAACAGUGGGGAUGAAACGCUCGGAACAGCUGAUGGACUAUCAUCGCAACAUGGGUUAUCUCAGCUCAUCACCAUCCUCAAGACGAGUGCCAUCGACCCUCGGCCAGUAUAGCCCACUAAGAGGAGCUUCCAGGACAUCCAGUGCCACCAGUGGGCUCAGUUGUAAGAGUGAGCGACCAGUUUUUGACACAUCCAGUGGCCUGUUGCUAAGACCUAAGCCCCCUAAUGUCCGUACAGCUUGGUUAUAAAAACUCUUUACCUUAAACAUUGUUCAUCCAAUUCUUACUGAAGUGCUCUUGUAUAUUACUAUAAUUCUCUGUGUAAACAUCUGUAUACUGUUUUAAGCAAUUGAAGGUGUACAACAGCAACUUGUAAUUUAUUAUAAUUCAAUGCAAAAUUGUUUUCAAAAAGACAAUUUAAUGUAAAAUCAGUGUUUCCUAUGAGGAUGUAUUUAUAUGAGAUGUAUGUGUAUUUAAUAGAGAAAUGGUAGUAUGCAUAUGUUUUCUCUAUGUAGAAAUAGAUUCAGCUGUCCCACUGACAGAACAGUUGUGAUGGUAUCACCGGACAUUGGACCCAGGAUGUAAACUAGUUGUCAUUUGAUUUUUUUUUUCAUUUCUUGUAAGAGUUAAACCAUGAGCAUAGCUCCCAAAUUUGACUUGGUUUUAUCUUUGCUUUAGAACUCAGGUGGUGUGACUCAUAACUUGAUGUAAGACAGUCACACUUUCUUAUGAAACGUCUUGAAAUUUAUUUUUAUUGGUGGAGCUGAUUUAGAUCUGGUGAGCAGAUUGAGCGAAACUCGUACGGGGGCAGUCCUUGUGAUGCACCAGAGGUAUCCACUACCUCUGUAGAAGUGCGCUGAGGUACAUCUUAAAAACUUGAUCAGUCAUUCCAAAUGAUUGCAAACUAAACAUUAGAAAGUUCAGCUCAGAAGCUCCUCGUUCGUGUUUGUAACACGUUCAGGCGAAGUGCCAUUAAUGACUUGGAGAAAUGAGGUCGGCUUUAGAGCUCCGGUCUGCUGCAUUGUCAGGAGUUUGUCCAAGGACCAGAUCAUCAUAAGCCAAAAGCUAGUAUUUGUUGAAUCAGCAAAAUAGCACCACCAGUUUGAAGAGCUAAGAAGCAGAUCUUGAAUUGUGUCAGAACAGUGUUUUAAGUGUUGCUGUUAACAAGUUGGUAUAUUUACUAUUUACUGUAUUAAGAGAGACGAUAAAAAAGAAAUGCAUUGUCUCAUAGCUUUAGAAAUUCUAGCUAGUGUUUUAAGGGCUGAAAAAGAAAACUAAAAUAUGAAUGAUAAAGGAAAAAAAUCACCUAUUUGUUGAGGCUACUUUCAAUGUCAGCUCAUUUCUUGUUUUGUUUGGGUUUGGGCUUUCGGAUUGAAUCCUGGAAGUAUCAUUUUUGCUGGUCCUGCUUUUAAAGGCCUAGUAAACUUAAUGGAAUUAGCAAUGGCAAAUAGCAUGUAAUAUAGUUGACUUUGGAAAUUAGAAUAUUUUUCUGUCAAUCUAUAGGCUCUUAUUUCAUACAACAGAGUAUAUUUCAGUCCUGAUUGUGUCCGCUGUCCUAGUUCUCACUGUUGUUCAUUAAUGGCCUUUCAGUACACCCUUAGAAUGUAUUGGAAAGUUUCUAUAUUAAGCGCCAAACCUUUCCUUUUUUAACAUGAAUUAUUUAUUUGUAGCCACAAUAGGAAGAUUUGUUUUUUAUUUUGGGGGUUAAUUCAAGCUCUGUAACAUGUAUGCUGAACUUACUUUCUUAACACCUUUGGCAGAAAGCCAAACUGCAUUUUACUAUAAACACAAUUCACAAUUUCUUGGUCUUCAUUUGUAUCAAUAGGUUUUAUUUAGGAUAGGGCACGUUAAGCCAGGAACAGUGGGGUUAAAAAAUUCAUGUAAACACAACCUGAUGAUGAGAUUUUUAUGCUAUAGUGUUCAUUGUCAUUUGAUGCUCUGUUCUGGUGAAGAAGUUUUUGCAUCAUUUAAUGCUCUGCUUUAUAUUUAAACUUUAGCUACACUAAACCAAGGUUUUGUUUUGUUUUUUAACUUAUUGCACUUUUAGUGUUUGUAUAACAACCUAUCUUGAAGGAAAGAUAAAAUAAUGCUGAAUUUAAAACUCAGCAUUUGAACAUGUGCCCCAUGGUAAGUUAGCCAGUUUUUUAAAUUGAUUUUUAAGUUGUUAGGGAAAAAAUAUAUAUGAAACCUUUAAUGUUCAUAAUGGCAUUAGUUUCUGAGUGCAUUGUGUAUGGUCAUGGUCUUUGCUGCCGUAUAUCAGGAUACAACACAUAAUUCCAUAGAUAAAGCUGUACUUUGAUUUAGAUAGUGAUUUUGUGCCUUUAGAUUUUACUACUUUGACAGGGGAGGUUCAUCUAAGUGUUACUGAUAACAGGCUUUCAACUUGAAGUAAAAGUCAGGAAGAGAAACAAUAUUCAUCUUGUCAAGGCAGAAUUUACAAUUCCGUUGUCAUGAUUACUUCAUAUGAUAAAUAGAAGGAUAGGAGUUGGAAAGUGUGAUAAUCUCUGAUAUAAGUCAAGAUACUUUGAAGUUGUUAUGGUUUAAAGGGCAUUUUUAUGAAGGAAUCAUAAGGAUACUAUUUUCAUUUUCAAGAACCUAAAAAAGUGAAGAAUCAUCUAGCACUACUUUAUAUUUGGUUCACUUGUACCUAAUAUAUACACGUUGAAGAUUUAUGUCAGCAGUUAGAAAUUACACCAGUCCGAAGUCUAAAAUUAUUAGGCAAGAUUCUUAUUGAGAGUUAUUGUCUUAUCUGUCAAAUGUUAAUGUUACCUCCUUUUUAAUAAGAUUCUAUGAAAGAUUUUGAACUAUAAAAAUUAUUUCCUAAGGGAUAGCUAUAAUCUCAUGCUUCCCCUAUUGCUUGGAAGCUGCUUUCUUAGCUACUACUCCAAAUAAAAUGUUCUGGUUUGCUUAUAAAUAUAGUGUAAUGCAGUUUUCAACCCAUUAAUCCAAAUGUCCAAAAUGGAUAUCUAGGCAAACUCUAAAAAAAGGUCAUUGUGAUGGAUAUGACUGUGUGCUUCUCAUCUUCAGAUUCAAACACUGCACACUGUGAAACGUAUUAUGACCAAUAUAAAGUUGGAGACACAAGUUUAUUAUAUUUUAAUAAUUAAAUUCAUAAAAUGUUUAAUAUCUUAAAUGCCAAAGCCUUAAUCUACAAAUGAUUGUAUACCAUCCUAGAAAACGUGCUUAAUGCUAAUGGCUACUUUAUUUCCACGAAUAAAGAUUAGUAAGAAACUUAAAAA
Molecule: messenger RNA, 4720 nt
Organism: Equus quagga
Lineage: Eukaryota; Metazoa; Chordata; Mammalia; Perissodactyla; Equidae
Gene: CFAP97
Product: cilia and flagella associated protein 97
Exons: 5
Coding region: 150-1730 (526 amino acids)
Biological process (GO): spermatogenesis
Source: RefSeq, a predicted model, not a curated record